This is a messenger RNA of Bufo bufo (common toad), 900 nucleotides long. Its product is annotated as olfactory receptor 1020-like. Gene Ontology annotation, molecular function: olfactory receptor activity; G protein-coupled receptor activity. The coding region runs from base 1 to 900 and encodes 299 amino acids. NCBI's taxonomy places the organism in Eukaryota, Metazoa, Chordata, Amphibia, Anura, Bufonidae. The transcript is spliced from 2 exons. Gene Ontology annotation, cellular component: membrane. Gene Ontology annotation, biological process: G protein-coupled receptor signaling pathway. The record is from RefSeq and is a predicted model, not a curated record.
AUGGAAAAGGAGAUUAAUGUGACUGUGGUAAGUCAGUUUUGCCUGUUCUGUCUUCUCCUGGUGGUUUACUGUGGGACAAUAUGUGGGAACCUCCUGAUCAUCACCCUGGUGUCCAUCAGCAAGAACCUCCAGUCUCCAAUGUACUUCUUCAUCUCACAACUGUCCAUCGGUGACAUCUUAUUAACAACUGAUAUUGUCCCCAACCUGCUCCAUAUCCUACUGAAUAAUGGGGGAAUCAUUCCUUUUAUUGACUGUAUCACUCAAUUCUAUUUUUUUGGUUCUGUAGAAUCAUUAGAAUUUUUCCUCCUCACAGUGAUGUCUUAUGACAGAUAUAUGGCCAUCUGUAAUCCCCUCCAUUAUACUUCUAUCAUGACAGCUCAAUUUUGUGUGAAAAUGGGCAUUCUUUGUUGGUUCUAUGGAUUUUCCAUUAAUGCAAUUUACACUAUAACAACAGCAAAUCUAACCUUCUGUGGCCCAAAUAUCAUCAACCAUCUAUUCUGUGAUAUUCUUCCAUUACUAGAACUUUCCUGCUCUGACACCUCCAUUGUUCAUUUAGAGAUGUAUUUCAUAGGCUUUCCAAAUGUCUUCAUUCCAACAACAAUUAUUGUAUUGUCUUACACUUGUAUUGUUUUAGCAGUCUUAAGGAUUCCAUCCAGUACUGGUAGACGGAAAGCCUUCUCCACCUGUAGCUCCCACCUCAUUGUGGUCUCCAUAUUCUACUGGACUCUUUUCAGUGUAUAUGUUGUCCCAACAAAAGGUCUGACGCUCUCUAUGACCAAAAUCUUAUCACUGCUAUAUACAGUGUUUACACCUUUCAUCAACCCUAUUAUAUACAGUCUGAGGAAUAAUGAAAUUAGAAAAGCUGUGGAGGAAACACUUCAUAAGCUUAUGGUCUGGUAA